ACGUACAUAAGGUGUCGGGGGAGGCGUCCACAGGGUCGAGCAGAGCUGAGACCCCUUCCUCUCUUCCCCUCGUAUCUUCGUCUCUGUCUACUGCGUCUGCAGAGCGUACACCACCGCCGCCAUGUCGGACUCCAACGGCUCCAACGGCAAUGCCGAAAGCCCCAUCGAGGCCUCCCACGAAAAGCACGAGUACAGCGACAUCAAGACGGACAACCAGCAGCAGUUCGACCGCGCCGACCACGAUGCCAUGCGCAAGUCCAGCGUCGUCGCCAUGACCGACAACGUCACCGGCGAAAUCAAGAACCCUCUUUCCGGCAUCUCCAAGGCCGAGCUCAUGGCCGACGUCGAGCGCUUCGCCGAGGUCAACGAUCUGAUGGACGAAGUCGAGCUCUUGAAGAAGGGCGCGCUCGUUGCGCAGAACCCCGGCGACUUUGAAAACUUGGCCGAGCUGGAUGAAGAGGACCGCGCGCAUUUGAGAAUCGAGAUUACAAAUCGGUGGCGCCACCCAAAGGCUCUAUACAUCACCAUCAUCCUUAACUCCAUCGCCGCUGCAAUUCAGGGUUGGGAUCAGGAGGGUGCCAACGGCGCCACGCUUUCCUGGCCCAAUGACUUUGGUAUCUCCGACAUGACUACAGGCAAAGGGCAUUGCACCAUUCCCACUCCCCCCGGACAAAUCAGCUGUGCGGGACGAAGCUGGCUCAUCGGCUUUGUCAACUCCUGCCCAUACAUUGCCAUUGCAGUCUUCACCGCCUGGAUCUCGGACCCCAUCAACAAUCUCUGCGGCAGACGCGGAACCAUCUUCAUCGGCGCCAUCUUCUCCUUCCUCGCUCCCAUCGGCAGCGCUACCACGCAGACCUGGUGGGAAUUCGCCAUCUGCCGUGUCCUGCUCGGUGUCGGCAUGGGCUUGAAGGAGGUGACGGUACCCAUCUACUCCGCUGAGAAUGCGCCGGCAGUCAUUCGCGGUGGCUUGGUCAUGUCGUGGCAGAUGUGGACUGCGUUUGGCAUCUUCUUGGGUACUGCAGCCAACUUGGCCGUCUACUCGGUCGGCCCAAUCGCAUGGCGCCUGCAGAUUGGUUCCGCCUUUAUCCCGGCCGUUCCCGUCCUUCUGGGUAUCUGGUUCUGUCCCGAGAGCCCACGUUGGUACCUAAAGAAGAACAAGGUGAAGAAGGCCUUCAACUCUCUCGUUCGCCUCCGAAAUUCCAGACUGCAAGCCGCUCGCGAUGUGUACUACAUCAAGGCUCAACUCGACUUUGAAGAGGCAUUGAAGCUCGCCAAGGGACUCGGAACUCACGACAACUUCUUCAUCCGCUUCUACGAAUUGUUCACCAUUCCCCGUAUUCGACGUGCAACUCAGGCCUCUGGUAUUGUUAUGAUCGCCCAGCAAAUGUGCGGCAUCAACAUCAUUGCAUUCUAUUCCGCCCUCAUCUUCGUCCAAGCCGGCUUCACCGAGGAGGCCGCUCUCUUCGUCUCCUUCGGCUUCGGUCUGACCAACUUCUUGUUCGCUUUCCCCGCGGUGUGGACCAUUGACACCUUCGGCCGACGCAGUCUACUGAUCUUCACAUUCCCCAACAUGGCGUGGUCGCUGUUGACCGCCGGUCUAUGUUUCCUGAUUAAGCCUGAUACCUCCCAAGCCCACAUUGGCGCAGUAGCCGCCUUCGUCUUCGUCUUCGCUGCCUUCUACUCUCCUGGUGAGGGGCCAGUGCCCUUCACGUACUCGGCAGAAGUCUUCCCUCUCAGUCACCGAGAAGUCGGCAUGUCCUGGGCCGUGGCAACAAACAACUUCUGGGCAUCCGUCUUGUCCAUUUCCCUGCCCGCUAUCCUGAGAGCCUUCACUUCCGCCGGUACCUUUGGCUUCUACGCUGGUUUGAAUGUGGUCGCCUUCUUCAUGAUCCUCUUCUUCCUACCCGAAACGAAGCAAAGGACGCUGGAGGAACUCGACUACGUCUUCGGCGUCACGACUCGGCGCCACGCGGGUUUCGUGCUCAAAGAGCAAAUCCCCUGGUGGACUCGGCACUACGUUUUGCGCAAGAAGGGCGAGCCCGAGCCAAAAUUGUACCACUUCUCCAACGUCACGACGUACGAGCCGGCUGUCAUCAAGAAGCACUUGGAAUCCAACGCCGGGCUCAAGGAGUAGAGUGGGCACAUGUGUGUCUCAAACAUCGGAGAACAACAGAGGAGAAAGGAAGGAGGAGUGGUUGUUUUAUCCGUCGCUCGUUGCAAUAUACCCAGAAUGGAUGUACUCGCGCGCCUG
Messenger RNA from Neohortaea acidophila, 2251 nucleotides. RefSeq lists its product as uncharacterized. Gene Ontology annotation, biological process: transmembrane transport. Gene Ontology annotation, cellular component: membrane. Gene Ontology annotation, molecular function: myo-inositol:proton symporter activity. The transcript is spliced from 17 exons. NCBI's taxonomy places the organism in Eukaryota, Fungi, Ascomycota, Dothideomycetes, Mycosphaerellales, Teratosphaeriaceae. The record is from RefSeq and is a predicted model, not a curated record. Bases 122 to 2134 code for a protein of 670 amino acids.